AUGUCUGAUAAGUUAGACAAACACCAAGUCGAGGGUCACGACAAUAAUGAUGAGAAUGUCGUUGCUACUGAUUCUAUUGCUCGUCUUACCACUGCGUCUGUGAUAGCUGCUGCUGGAGCUUCUGAACAUGACGACAAGGAAGACGAUGACAAAGAUAUUAAAGUCGCUACAGGUUCAGGAUCCCAGGCAGGCCCGAAUAAUGCCAACAGCUAUGCUAACUCCAUUACUAACGAUGCGGUCGAAGCUGCGGUGAUGAGAUAUGUCGGUGGCGAUUAUAACCAAUGGACCAGUGAUUUUUUAAGCGAUGACUUGACUGCUGUCGCUGUUGCUGCUGCUGGUGCCAACCACAACAAUAACAAUCACAACAAUAACAACAAUAACAACAACAGCAACAGCAACAACAAUAAUACCAACAACAAUAACAAUAACAGCAGCAACGACGUCAGUGGAAACAACGUUAACAACACCAACGACACCAAUGACAAUGUCGCUGCUGCCAACACCGUCGCGAAACAAGCAUUGUCUUCCAAGUCCUCUAAGAUUGGAAAGAAAAAUAUUGGUGAAGAUUUGGAACAAUCCAAAAAGAAAAAAAGAAAGUUGAAUGAGGUAUCUGCUGGUCCGUCCUCUAAAACAAACGCGUUAGUUGAUCCUGAAUUGGCUCAAUUGGAUAGCACCACUAAUGAGCAUGAUCAAUUAGUGCAAGCUGCUAUUAACGAUGCCAAAGAAUUGGCGCGUCUCAGCAGUUUCGAGCAAGACUAUAUUUUGAGUCAACAAAAUGCCAAUCAACAGGGGCAACCAAAUGACAACCAAGGUGGAGAUGAUACCAAAGUUGAAUUUUUACCUAAGGAUCUCAAAAAUGAUCCUGCUCAAGUAGAACUCCAACAACAACGCCUGAUGCAGCAGACCCAGGUUCAACCUCAACCUCAACAGGUACAACCUCAACCACAACAAGUUCAACCACAACAACAGGUGAACAAAGUGGUUGGUGCUGGAGUAUUCCAACAAAUGCCCCAUCAUGAAUUGAGUAAUAUAUCACACAUGCACAACACCGAAGUUGCUACUCUUGUGGCUCAAGCGGCAACUAAUGCUAGUGCAUACGUGACCACUAGACCUCAAGGUAAGAUGUUCUCCAAAGAGGAACACGAAGCUAUUCAAAAGUUUAUCCAAGCGUACUGUCAAAUCCACAAGAUGACCGAAGAAGAUAUUUGUAAAAGAGUAUGGUCCAAUAAUAGAGUUAAAGAUAACUUCUGGGACUCAUUGCAAAAAGUGUUGCCACACAGAACAAGAGCCUCGGUUUAUAAGCAUGUCAGAAGAGCUUACCACAUUUUUUCUGUUAGAGGCAAAUGGACUCCUGAAGAAGAUGCUCAAUUAGGGGCAUUAGCAAAGGACAAAGAAGGCCAGUGGAAAGCAAUUGGAGAAAUCAUGGGUAGAAUGCCUGAAGAUUGCCGUGAUAGAUGGAGAAAUUAUGUUAAGUGUGGGGCGAGCCGUGCUCAAAAUAAGUGGAGUCCAGAUGAGGAAGACAAGUUGAAGUCGAUCAUUCAUGAGAUUUUCCAAAACAAUCCGCAAAGUCCGGUGAUUAAUUGGACCGUGGUUAGUGAGAAAAUGGGUGGCUUGCGUUCUAGAAUUCAAUGUCGUUACAAAUGGAACAAAUUGUUGAAGCGUCAAGCAACUGUGAGGGCUAGUCAAAUGGAUGCCGAAGAUAGAAUUUGGUUGAUCACCAGAUUGAAGGAAUUACAAUUCGAAGAUGAGGGGCAAGUUGAAUGGGAUGCUUUGGCGUCAUUACAUCCAAAAGGUUACUGGACUGGAUCUGAUUUCAAGGUGUCCUUUGAAAAAAUGAGAAGUUCCAUCAAGGAUUUUAAGAACAAGAAGAUGGAUGAUAUUUGUAACAUUUUGUUGCACAACAUUAAUGGAGGUGGCAAUGGCAGAGUAAUUAACAAUAAUGGAGUCAAUAAUAGAUUACAAAAUGUCGGUCAAGUAGGUCCUGUUGCUGAACAUCAACAUCACCAACAGCAUCAACACCACCACCAUCUCCAUCAAGCACAGAAUGUUGCUUCUAACAAUAUGUUUGAUCAGAUGAACCAGAUUGUGAAUGACCAAGCUCAACAUCAUCAACCAGGGAAUGUCUACACCGAUGAUAAGGGUAAAAAAGACCAUCAUGUGGAUAUUGCCAGUGCCGCGGUGGCAGCUGCCAACGGUGACAAUAGUUAUUUGAUAUAA
Messenger RNA from Saccharomycopsis crataegensis, 2217 nucleotides. RefSeq names its product Nsi1 protein. The coding region runs from base 1 to 2217 and encodes 738 amino acids. Gene Ontology annotation, biological process: regulation of DNA-templated transcription. The record is from RefSeq and is a predicted model, not a curated record. The transcript has a single exon. NCBI's taxonomy places the organism in Eukaryota, Fungi, Ascomycota, Saccharomycetes, Ascoideales, Saccharomycopsidaceae. Gene Ontology annotation, molecular function: DNA-binding transcription factor activity; transcription cis-regulatory region binding. Gene Ontology annotation, cellular component: nucleus.